GAAAAACACAAAAAAAUGAAAAAUACUGUCGACCCCUUCCUUCCUCCCUCCCUCCCUCCCUUAUCAUCGUCUCUGUCUCUGUCUCUGUGUCUCUCGAAUCCCACAGAUAACACAGAGCACAGAAGCGAGACGACAGAACACAACACAGAAGAGAGAGAGAGUGUUGGAUACGUUGUGGGUUCGUCCUCUCAGCAAUCAUCCCCGAACCUCCACCCCUCAUCAAUGGAAGGAGAGGCUGUCGAUUUCCACGACGACUGGGAGCUCCUCCUCGACUCCCCCCAUCCCGCCGUCGAGGCCCAGCGCGGCUUUGAUCCCAUCGAGGAUGACUCCGAGGGCAUGAUUCGGGCUGAUUACUUCUCCAUCGAUGGCUCCAAGCUCUACGCCAAGACCCCCCUCGCCCCCUCCGACUCCGCCGAGUCCGACAACCCCAGCUGGGUCGACCCCGGCUAUGACUCCCAGUUCGCGGCGAGGAACCCCGCCGAGCUCUGGUCUGAUUCCGGCAGCGAUCUCUCUGAUGAGCGGAAGUUCUCUGAUUUCGGGCCCGCGGAGGGCAAGAAGGAUCCCGGAGCGUUCGAGGGACCGGGGGCCAAGGACGGGGAUGUGGGGUUCGGGUUCGACAGUGGCAAAUUGAGCGAGUUUGAUGUGAAGAGUGAAGUCGUGAGAGGGGAUUUGGGAGAAUUCACGGCGCCCGGUCGGGAUUCUGGCGGCAACCAGUUCUGGUCCGAUUCUGGCGGAGACCGAUUGGACAAGGAGAAAUUCGAUGCUGCUGAAUCGAGGGCUGAGCCAAAAGCUCCAAAGGAUGAGGGCGAAAGCACGGCAAUAGAGAAGGUGACUGUGGGGGCUGGGGGCGAGAGGAGGAGGAUUGUGUGGUGGAAGGUGCCAUUUGAGGUGCUGAGAUACUGCGUGCUGAGGGUCGGCCCUGUCUGGUCCUUCUCUGUGGCGGCUGCGGUGGUGGGGCUCGUCAUACUGGGCCGGCGACUGCACAAGAUGAAGCAGAAGAGCCGUACCCUGCAGCUCAAGGUUACUCUCGAUGAUAAGAAGGUGUCCCAGUUCAUGAGUCGUGCUGCGCGUCUCAACGAAGCAUUUUCGGUGGUGAGGCGGGUCCCCAUAGUACGGCCAGCCCUCCCGAGUCCUGCAGCUGGGGUCGCUCCAUCAUGGCCCAUGAUGAGUCUCAGAUGAGUUACGAUCCUCUCCUCUCCUCUCUGUUGCCUCCCCAUCCCCUCCUAAAUAGUUAUAUGGCCAGGCAAGCGAUAAUGCAAAGUAAGUCCAAUGUAAAAGUACAUGGUGUUAUUCCAGUUGUUGCUUUUGGUUUGUAAGCGAUACGGCACUUGCUCUUGUGUAUAAUAACUCACUCUCGAACAUCGCCUUGUUACAUGUCUGUUUAUGAAUGGUGGACCCUACUAUUUGAUUUUGAUUAGUUGAUGCCUUU
This is a messenger RNA of Punica granatum (pomegranate), 1429 nucleotides long. The record is from RefSeq and is a predicted model, not a curated record. NCBI's taxonomy places the organism in Eukaryota, Viridiplantae, Streptophyta, Magnoliopsida, Myrtales, Lythraceae.